Molecule: messenger RNA, 1619 nt
Organism: Helianthus annuus (common sunflower)
Lineage: Eukaryota; Viridiplantae; Streptophyta; Magnoliopsida; Asterales; Asteraceae
Product: transcription factor MYB105
Exons: 3
Coding region: 249-1394 (381 amino acids)
Biological process (GO): regulation of DNA-templated transcription
Cellular component (GO): nucleus
Molecular function (GO): RNA polymerase II cis-regulatory region sequence-specific DNA binding; DNA-binding transcription factor activity, RNA polymerase II-specific
Source: RefSeq, a predicted model, not a curated record
UCACUCACUUCUCACCCCCACGAGUGUGUGCAGUAGUAAGUGUACAUGUUUUGAACCCUUUUACUGUUUCAAUCUACCUUCAAAAUUCCACAAUCACCCACCAUUUCCAUCAUAUAUUUCUUGACAUUUUUCAUCUCUCUCUCUCUCUCUUCAUAUAUUCCAAUUAAACAGCCAGCAACAUAGAAACUAUUGUAACAAUCAUCAUCAUCAUCAUCAUCAUCAUCUUCUUGUUCUUUGUUGUUUUACUAAUGAGUAGAAUAUUUGCUUAUUCUUUUGGCUCUUUAUCACUCAACACUGAAAGCCCUUCAAAGAUCAAUGAUGGUUUCAACAUCUAUGGCCGUCUAACCACCUCAUCAUCUUCAUCAUCUCGUUCUAAUGAUCAUCAUUGUACUUCAAGAAACUUUCAUGAAGAUGAAGAUCAUAAACAUCAUAAUGAUAACAAUAAUAAUGAUGAUGAUGAUGAGGAAAGAGAGGAAGAAGAAGAUGAACACAUUGACCUAAAUCUUUGUGGAAACUACUCCUUAAAUAGUAACAACAUUCAUGACACUCAUCAUCCAAAUGGUGGAAUAAGAUCAUGUGGGCAGUUAAAGACAAGUGCAAGAGGCCAUUGGAAGCCUGCAGAAGAUGCUAAACUCAAAGAGCUUGUUGCCCUUUAUGGUCCCCAGAAUUGGAACCUCAUUGCUGAGAAACUUGAUGGCAGAUCAGGUAAGAGUUGCAGAUUAAGAUGGUUUAAUCAACUAGAUCCAAGAAUCAACAGAAGAGCAUUCAGUGAAGAAGAAGAAGAAAGACUAAUGACAGCACACAGACUCUACGGAAACAAAUGGGCAUUAAUGGCUAGAUUAUUUCCAGGUAGAACUGACAAUGCAGUCAAGAACCAUUGGCAUGUUAUAAUGGCUAGAAAAUAUAGAGAACAGUCUAAUGCCUAUAGAAGAAGAAAGAUGAUUUUCAGUCAAAGUCCAAGUCCAAGUCAAACAUCUGCCACUCAACCACCACCAUCACCACCACUCUCCACCACUGCCACUGCCACUGGUCAUGGUCUCCACCAAAUGCCACCGCUUGGUCUUAUCUAUGGUCCUAAGAACAACACAGAGUUGAUGAUGGGCAUGUUUAACAGCAACACCAACAACAACAAUAGCAUCAUCUCUUUCGAAAACCAAUCAUCAUCAUCAUCAAACCGAUACUCGACGAUGAGUACUCCUAACAGCUCCAUCAACUUCCAUCAUCAUGAUGAUCAGCAUCCACCAGCUGCUAUGAACCAACAGUUGUAUAACCACCGUCUUUACAACUACAACAACAGCAGUUAUUCACAACAACAACCCCCAACAGAUUUUCCUGAGGUUAAUAACAACAUUUCACCACAAUUUAUAGACUUUCUUGGAGUUGGAGCCAUAUGAAAAGAAAACCUUAGUGUUUAGCAAGUAAAAGCUGAGAGAAAAAGGGUUUGUUUCUUCUCUCUUUUUAUUUGCAAUAACCCAGUAAAUCUGCAGAGGAUCUCUAGUACUGACUGUCAUCAGCUAGUUAUUGCACAUUUUUAGAAAUAAUUUAAAAAAAAGUGGAAGUAGGACUAUGAUUUUCUUGAUGUAAGAUUUGGUGAAAGUGGAAUUAAAUUAUGAAAUUUA